GCGCCCGCCUAGUCUUCCCUCGGCCGCACUCGCUGCUCCCGCGACUCUCUCUGGAGCCCGAUCGCUCUCGCUAGCUCUCGCUCUCGCCCUCGCCCGGCCCUUUCUCUGCAGACCGGCUGCUCUGCUGCUCGGCGGCGGCUCCGGCCACUCUGGCGGCGGCCUCCAGGAUGAAGUGCAAGCCGAACCAGACGCGGACCUACGACCCAGAGGGCUUCAAGAAGCGGGCUGCAUGCCUGUGCUUCCGCAGCGAGCGCGAGGACGAGGUGCUGCUGGUGAGCAGCAGCCGGUACCCGGACCGCUGGAUCGUGCCCGGCGGGGGCAUGGAGCCCGAGGAGGAGCCCGGCGGCGCGGCGGUGCGAGAGGUGUACGAAGAGGCGGGAGUCAAGGGGAAGUUGGGCCGGCUCCUGGGCGUUUUCGAACAGAACCAAGAUCGCAAGCACAGGACCUACGUGUAUGUACUGACUGUCACCGAGCUGCUGGAAGAUUGGGAAGAUUCCAUUAGCAUCGGGCGCAAGCGAGAGUGGUUCAAGAUCGAAGAUGCCAUCAAGGUCCUGCAGUGCCACAAGCCCGUGCACGCCGAGUACCUGGAGAAACUGAAGCUGGGCGGCUCCCCGACCAAUGGAAACUCCGUGGCCGCGUCGCAGAGCGAUCCCUAGUGAAUGGCAUAGAUGUUGUUCAGAUUUACUUUGAAAGAAUCAAGUGUGUGAACCCAAUGGUGAAUGGAAUUGUGAAGCACAGGUGAGCUCUUUGACAUCCCCAAGAACACAGCUCAUCCUAUGCUUUUGGACACUUCUUUUCUGUUAAAACAAUGGCUCUUCUCCAGGUUGUUGCACUACCACUGUAUCUGUACAGAAUUCUAUUUCGGCACCUGUGGCCUUCUUUUUGUGCUUUUUCAAUUAUGUGUCUGUAUUUCCCACCAGAUAUGAUAUUGAAUGCAAGGAACUUAUUUCCUUUAGUCUUUUUAUAUAUCUAGCAUACAAGACAUCACUUGAAAUAAGGUAGACAUCACUGAAGACUUGUUUAAAUAAUUUAAUAUUUUGUAAUAACAUUGAGUGGUAAAACAUCUGCUUCUCAUCUGCCUAGCAUAUAUAUGGCUUUUGUAUAUCAGGUGUCACAAAACUGUUUCAAGGCAGUUGUGAUGUAUUAGCAAAAAAAUUCUUACUCCUAUGUCUUAGUCAUCCCAGACAUUAUGUACCUCCUGAUGUGAGUAUACCACACCUUCUUUGAAAUGUAUUUGCCAAAAUUUUGAACCUAAAUUUAACCAUGCUUCUAGACAAUAUUCCUCAUCUAUAGAAAAUAUAGACUAUAGACUGAGAAAUAUACUAUUCUACAGCACAGAGAUGAGAUCAACAGAAUCCUGACUACAGGAAACUCUCCAGGACAAAUGACUCAGUCUCUUCAGUAAAUAUAUUACAGGGAUGAAACACAGAGAUGGAGGAUGAACCUAUCGGUUGAAAGAGUCUUAUUCAUAUUUGCAUGAAUCUUAUUUGGAUCCUUAUUUGACCAAACUGUAAAAUGAGUAUAUUUAUGAGACAAUCAGGAAAAUUUGAACAUUGACUGGAUAUAUGAUAUUAGUUGUGAUAAUGGUAUUAAGAAAAUAAGAAUUCUUAUCCACAUCCAAGUAUUUACAGUUGAAAUGAUGUCUGGGAUUUGCUUCAAAUUAAUAAAUCUAUAUAUUAAGUCCAUUGGAAGUAUUGAAAUAAGAUUGGCCUUUAAGAUUGCUAAAGCUGGGUGAUGCUUAAAUGAUAGCUUAUUACAUAUGUUCUCUCUAAUUUUGUAUGUUUGGCAGUUUCCUUAAUAAAA
This is a messenger RNA of Marmota monax (woodchuck), 1803 nucleotides long. RefSeq names its product diphosphoinositol polyphosphate phosphohydrolase 3-beta-like. Bases 168 to 656 code for a protein of 162 amino acids. The transcript has 2 exons. Gene Ontology annotation, cellular component: nucleus; cytoplasm. Gene Ontology annotation, biological process: diphosphoinositol polyphosphate metabolic process; diadenosine pentaphosphate catabolic process; diadenosine hexaphosphate catabolic process. Gene Ontology annotation, molecular function: bis(5'-adenosyl)-hexaphosphatase activity; endopolyphosphatase activity; bis(5'-adenosyl)-pentaphosphatase activity. NCBI's taxonomy places the organism in Eukaryota, Metazoa, Chordata, Mammalia, Rodentia, Sciuridae. The record is from RefSeq and is a predicted model, not a curated record.